UUUGUUCUCUCUCGCUCUACACAUUUUUUUUUCAAGGUUUUCUUAUUCUCGUUAUCAUAAUUAACUAAUUAGGAGCUUAUAUACAUGCAUGUUCUUUUUCUCGGCAAUUCAAUCAAAUUUAGGGCAAACAUGAAGCCUAUGAUUCUUGGAUUGGUGACCCUUCUCCUAAUUCUGACGACCGCAUUCGCAGUUGAGGAUGUCGGUGGGUCGAGCUUCUGCGACUCGAAGUGCAAUGUACGGUGCUCGAAGGCCGGGCGACGCGACCGUUGCCUCAAGUACUGCGGGAUAUGUUGUGAGAAGUGCAAUUGUGUGCCGUCGGGAACUUAUGGGAACAAAGACGAGUGCCCUUGUUAUAGGGACAUGAAAAACUCUAAGGGCAACCCUAAGUGCCCUUAAGUCCUCAUGCAUCUACCAGUUCUCCUUUAUUUAUACUAUGUUUGCAUUGUAUGUGUAAAAUAAAUGUUGGAUGAUGGAAAUUAUUGGCCUAUAGUGCCUAAAUUAUGUAUAAGAAUAAGUUUUUGUAGACAUUAAAUGAAAAUAAUAAAUAGUA
Molecule: messenger RNA, 550 nt
Organism: Salvia miltiorrhiza (redroot sage)
Lineage: Eukaryota; Viridiplantae; Streptophyta; Magnoliopsida; Lamiales; Lamiaceae
Product: peamaclein
Exons: 2
Coding region: 85-396 (103 amino acids)
Source: RefSeq, a predicted model, not a curated record